AUGAGCGAUUCCAUGAAGGAAGUCGUCGAGACGCUCGACCCCGUCUCGAGACGGCUCAUUCCUGCAAAUAUUCAUUCGGGAACUCUGGUGCCUCUUAAAACUACUCUUGAGUUACGGGAUAACCUUACUCUCGGCCUAGCUUACAUUACCCGGGCCCCAAAUCGCUAUACCAAUGAUGUUGUGACGAUUGCACGAGCCCUGGCCGGUGACGAUGCGGCUAAGAACCUUCCUCACUUGCGCCGGUGCUCCAAGCCUGUCGAUCUCCCUCCUCAUCUCAAAUCACAGUUCAUGAACGAGGGCAGUGGAAGAGCAGUCCAUACGGGGAAAUCCAACUGGCUGUACAUCUUGCUUGGCGCAAAAGAUGAGCUGCCUUAUGACGAACUCCUGAGAGGUCUUGCCUCUGUUGAUGGCAUUAGAGAUGACAUCUUCAUCGGCAUCAUUCCGGUUCCUCUACUGGCUCCGACAUCACAAGUCCAAGCCAAUUUGUGGUCGCAGCAGUUUUGGCAAACUGUAUACAGAAAGAACAACCCCCUUGGCCCUCAUCCGAGUAAUAUUUGUCGAACUACCUCCGUUGUUUCCCGCGACGCAUCUGUGUGGAUGACCUUGGCGCAUCAGGUGGCGAGAAAAUCCCGUGAUGACGGGCUUGGAGAGCCUAUUGGUGCAGUUAUCAUCAAACGUACUGUCCCUGGAAAAUUUGAUGCUACCAAAAACACUUCAGGACAAGAACCAGAAGAUAAAGAAACUACCCAGAUUGUCGCCCUCGCGGGAGACGCUCGCUGGUAUCAACAGGAGAAAACUGGCCGUACUGGAAAUCCCAUGGGGCAUGCAGCUCUUCGGGCCAUUAGCAUGGUGGCACAGAAACUAGUUAGAACCGAGAACAGAACCGAAAACAAACCAGCCAUUAUGGAAUUUGAGGCAUUCCAGGAUGGCCCUUUACUUGAUGAUGAGCAAGUCGUUUUUGAGGCUGAACAUCCGUGUCCUGAUGGAUACCUCUGCCACGACCUCGAGCUUUAUCUCACGCAUGAGCCUUGCGUCAUGUGCGCCAUGGCCAUCUUGCACUCACGCAUGGGCCGCAUCGUAUUCCGUCAUCGCAUGCCACUUACCGGUGGCAUGAGCUCGGAGGAUCGUGGCUACGAUGCUUGUGGUAAUUCUCUCGCGUGUGAGAAUGCCCCGUGCGGAGGUGGCCGCGGGCUUGGGCUGCACUGGCGCAAGGAGUUGAACUGGAGUAUGCUAGGAUGGGAGUGGGAGACGGACACGGUUGAACGGCUCGUUGUUGAUCCUCAUCUGCAUGCAUGA
This is a messenger RNA of Xylaria bambusicola, 1296 nucleotides long. RefSeq lists its product as uncharacterized. Lineage: Eukaryota; Fungi; Ascomycota; Sordariomycetes; Xylariales; Xylariaceae. Bases 1 to 1296 code for a protein of 431 amino acids. Gene Ontology annotation, cellular component: nucleus; cytoplasm. Gene Ontology annotation, molecular function: tRNA-specific adenosine-34 deaminase activity. The transcript is spliced from 3 exons. The record is from RefSeq and is a predicted model, not a curated record.